AUGGGCACAACGUCACCGAAAUCUCCUCCGAAGCGACGACGGCCGGCUCUGUCCUGCACCAUAUGCCGACGCCGCAAGUUGAAAUGCGACCGGUCCAUGCCAUGCGGGCAGUGUGUCAAAUCCAAGACUCCGGACCAAUGCGUGUAUUCGGGCCCUCAGGCGACUGUGCAGUCGGAGUCGCGACCCGUGGGGAACACACCCCCCGACCGCGCGCAGAUGCCGGGGAGUCGCGCCAGUUCGGUUCACGGCGGACUCUACGUUUUUGACUCGAAACACCGAUCGUCAGCGAAUCGUGUCGCCAAGCCGAAGGGACGGCCCGACGAGAUAUACGAAUUGCGCCAUCGUGUGCAGAUGCUGGAACAUGCUUUAUCGAGAACAGGGUCGGUUCACACGCCAGAGGGCUCGGGUCUGGAUGGUUUUGGGGAACCGACUCUGCGGACGUCAUAUGAUGCGCAAUACAUAAGCGAGGAUGUCAAGCACCUGCCACGGGGAGCCUGCUUUCGUGGCAAGAAUGGGAAGUCAAGAUUCUGCGGGCGCUGCCAUUGGGGCGUGACUCUUUCCUAUUUCAAAGAUAUUGGCACCGUAUUGAGGGGUCGACGAGACAAAUUCAAAUCCAAGGAUUCAGACUACUCGCGGCUGAAGAAGCUGCGAGGGGAGGUGUGUUCUCGCGAACAACAGGAUCAUCAGCGUGUCUACCGCGAGAAAGCCUUCUCGAUGGAAGAGAUGGUUCCCCACAGAAGAGUAGCGGACGAGCUGCUGAGCUUGUAUCUGUCGACCUUCGAGACCACGUACCGCAUCCUGCAUGUCCCGACAUUCCUCAAGCAGUACGAUGCUUACUGGGCCGGUACGGAACAGGCAGACAUGGUUUUUCUGGCCAAGUUGCUGGCGCUGAUGGCUGCCAGUAGCUGUUUCUUCGGGCCAACGACGAGAUUAAACGAGACCGAUACGCUGCAUAGCUCAGCCUCGGCCUGGAUUAUAUCUGUUCAGUCGUGGAUUGCAUCCUCCUUCGUGAGUUCCACUAUCAAUCUCGACAUGCUGCAGAUCCAGUGUCUCUUGAUGAUCGCGCGUCAAGCAGAUGCAACCGACGGCGAUCUCGUGUGGAUCUCAUCCGGAUCCUUAAUGCGAUCGGCGAUGACCAUGGGCUUGCACAGAAGCCCGUCAUAUUUCGGGAAGAUGACUCCAUUUUGGGCAGAAAUGCGCCGGCGGUUGUGGGCCACGAUCCUCGAAUUCGAUCUGGAGUCGUCUUUAGAUGGAGGAAUGGCCCCUUCAAUUGACCUCGACGAAUUUGACUGCGAACCGCCCUCGAACUACGACGAUGUUGAUUUGACGGAAGAGAUGACUGAGGACGUUGCUCCCAAAGACCUGGGAGUGCUCACGCGUAGCAGCUUUCAGGUCCUGCUGUCCCGAUCGCUGGCGCUUCGCGUGCGGAUAGCGAAGCAGAUCAACAGUCUGAAAUUCGGAUUGUCGUAUGACGAGGCGUUGCGCCUGGGCGAGCAACUGGUCAUGUAUAUGAACGAGGCGCUGGCGCUGUACCCGGACGGCGGAUCGACGGCACUCAGCCCUUCGGGCAACCUUCCAUUCGCCCGGUCGUUCUUGAUUUUCCUCAUGCGUAGAUUCGUGCUCAUCCUCCAUCGACCUUUUGCUCUCAGCGUUUCGCUUUCCCCCAAGUUCUCCUUCUCGCGCAAGAUCUGCCUGGAGUCGUCCCUGGAGAUGCUCUCCCAGCUUGAUCCGCCGCCGGUCAGUCUCCCGGAGGCACAGGCAUGUCCUCAUCUGGGCCAGCUCGGGGGUGGCAUGUUCCGCGACGAGUUCUUCCACGCUGCUCUCACCGUUAGCGUGGAACUCUGUUGGCAGACAGAGGAAAACUCGCCUACUCAUGCGCAGUCGGGCCAGUCCAGCUCGCUAAGCUCUCUGAAUGAGCUGGUACGGUCCCAGCAGGGUGUUUUGCUGCAAGCCGUGGAAAACACCCUCGACACUUUCGGCAACCGGAUUAAUAUGAGAGGGAAAGGCUGUAAGGCCUUCUUCUUCCUGAGCAUGGUACUCGCCUCCGUCAAAGCCAGAAUGAACGGAGAAGAUCCUCAGUUCAGAGCUGAGCAGGUGGCCAUGCGGGCCAUCCGAGACUGCGAGCAAAUCAUUCGGGGAACUUCCUGGGCUGAUCUUCGGGCUCGGCAUGAUGGUUCCGCCGGGGUGCCUUCGCUGACUCCCGGGCUGGAUUCCACCUCGUCCGAUAUCCCGUUCGAUUCGUCAUCCCUCGGCACUGCUGGACUAGCAGAUCUUUCGCCUCUUGAUUUUGCGAAUAUGUUCGACGGGGUGGAUUAUGGGUUACCAGACUUCUUGGAUCACGAUUAUCUCACCUCUUUCUAG
This is a messenger RNA of Aspergillus melleus, 2361 nucleotides long. Its product is annotated as putative C6 transcription factor. The record is from RefSeq and is a predicted model, not a curated record. Gene Ontology annotation, biological process: regulation of transcription by RNA polymerase II; DNA-templated transcription. Bases 1 to 2361 code for a protein of 786 amino acids. The transcript has 4 exons. NCBI's taxonomy places the organism in Eukaryota, Fungi, Ascomycota, Eurotiomycetes, Eurotiales, Aspergillaceae. Gene Ontology annotation, molecular function: RNA polymerase II cis-regulatory region sequence-specific DNA binding; DNA-binding transcription activator activity, RNA polymerase II-specific; zinc ion binding. Gene Ontology annotation, cellular component: nucleus.